AUGGAGGAAAGGGGGAAGCGUGAAGGACCUAUGAAAACGGGAGUUGAUGGGAAGGGUUGGGAAAGAAAAUGGGGAAGGCGUGGGAGGGCUGUGCAGGUUGAGGAAAGAAACAUUGGGGACCCACCUCUCGCUGAACAAGUCACACCCUUCGUCGAAGAAGACAUGAUCACCAGAUUACCGGAGGAUAUUUGCUGCCAUAUUCUCACAUUCUUGCCAAUUACACAUGCCGUGGCCACUAGCGUGCUCUGCAAGAAGUGGAAAAACCUAUGGACUUCUGCUUCCUUCACAAACCUAGAGCUUGAUGACUGGUUACUGCUUCGCCUCGAAAGCUCCAACACCAUGUACAACUACGCUUCCCUAUUCGCCACCUUCGUUAUCAACGUGCUCCGCCUCAUCAAUUUGCCAUGCAUACGAAAACUCGCAUUCUUUUGCUCCGACCCUAACAAUCUGAAUUGCAUAAAUUCUUGGUUUCUUCGUGCAUGCACAUCCAAUACAAUUGAGGUCGAGAUCAGGAUUUUACACGAAAACCCGAUUAAACUGCCUCAAAUUUUGUAUGUCAGCACUUCGCUUCUCGUACUAAAACUAAAUGGGAACAUACGGCUGGAUUUUCCUCCAGAUUGCGUGUGUUUUCCGAGCCUCAAGGUUCUCUGGAUAAAGGUUUAUAGCAAAGAUGGUAUUAGUGUCACAGAGAAUCUUUUCCACAUCUGCCGUGUGCUUGAAGAUUUGUUCAUAGAGGGUGACAUACUGUACAAGAAAAGGGAAGUGGUUUUAAAGGUGAAAUCGAAUACCCUUAAGAGGUUGAAGAUUGAAUGUUUGGUGCAUAAUUUCAAUGGUGAUAUCGACUAUAGCUUUGUGGUUGACUGCCCGAACCUCAAGAACCUUGAGCUCUGCGAUGACUUCUUGGCCAAGUACAGAAUCACUGCGGGUUUGAAGGUUCUCGAUUAUGCAAAGAUUUGUAUCGGAGACCCUUCAGCAGAUUACGGUAAACUUGAGCUCUAUUUCGAGGUAAUUCGCUCAAAUCGUGCGUUUGAGCUUCUUGAAACACUCUCCAAUGUCAAGUCCUUAUCGUUGUCCAGAAGUACUACAUGUUAG
Molecule: messenger RNA, 1092 nt
Organism: Malus domestica (apple)
Lineage: Eukaryota; Viridiplantae; Streptophyta; Magnoliopsida; Rosales; Rosaceae
Source: RefSeq, a predicted model, not a curated record